This is a messenger RNA of Cyclocybe aegerita, 519 nucleotides long. The record is from the annotation of a GenBank genome assembly. NCBI's taxonomy places the organism in Eukaryota, Fungi, Basidiomycota, Agaricomycetes, Agaricales, Hemipholiotaceae.
AUGUCCUCGCCAUCGAACUCAAAUCUCACAAUCGAGCCUCCGUAUACCGCUUCCGUGGCCCCACGCAAUCGCAUCUUCGUCUCACAAAUCUUCGUGCAAGAUCAUCGUAUGCAAAUUCGAAUGCUGUCGCUUGACACCCGCAUGGAGGGGCAGACUGUGCAUACGAUGAGGAACGUGGUUCCACGCGGGAUGCUGGGCCAUCGUCCGAGGCCCAUCAGACCUUGUCGCUCUUGUAACAUCAAACUUGAACCCCCUCCAUUCGCCUCUGACCCGUCGCCGAUGCCGAUAUCUCCACCCCAUUCAACGACGACCACACGGCCAACGCCGACGUUUAACACUUCGCCUGAAACACGGACUUUGCCCACGCCGCCCACGUUUAAGGAUGAACUCGGCGACCAAAUGCAGGAUCGACCGCUCUGUUGGACGAUGCGAGACGGAACCUUUGGUCGGGCUUUAGGCACGGACUCGGAGUGGGGCAUAUCGAGGGACCCUCAGCCUCCAACAUCUGCCUUCUUUUGA